UCUUCCCACCUAUAAUUCUCCUCUCAAAACCCAAUUCCUGCCACAACCACUCACUCGCUCCUCUCGUUUCGCAGAGAAGAGCGAGAAAGUACGAACUAGAGAUCAUUCAUGGCCGCUUCAUCUUCCAUCACCGCUGCGCAGGCCCUCCUAGGGCGCACCAUGUCCAGCUACGGUUCGGUCGCCCCAACCCUACCGGACCGCCUCUCUCUUCCGGCCGGGUUCGGUCUUAGCUCGUUCUCCGGCGGCGCUGUCAAGGCCGUACCACGCCGGCGAGCCGCCGUGGAACCACGGCGCCGGGCGUCGAAUCCUCGUGCAGCGGCGGUCGAGACGCUGGAGGGGAAAACCGGAACGGUGGCUCUGAUCGAGAAAUCGAUCAAUACGAUCCGGUUCCUCUCAAUCGACGCCGUCGAGAAGGCGAAUUCAGGUCAUCCGGGGCUUCCCAUGGGAUGUGCUCCAAUGGGUCACAUCCUUUACGACGAGGUCAUGAGAUAUAACCCCAAGAACCCUUACUGGUUUAAUCGUGAUCGCUUCGUGCUCUCCGCCGGCCAUGGAUGCAUGCUCCAGUAUGCGCUGCUCCACCUCGCUGGGUAUGAUAGCGUCCAGGAUGAGGACUUGAAGCAAUUCCGCCAGUGGGGAAGCAAAACGCCAGGGCAUCCCGAGAACUUCGAAACACCUGGUGUUGAAGUCACAACUGGUCCUUUGGGUCAGGGAAUUGCCAAUGCUGUUGGAUUAGCACUUGCUGAAAGACAUCUUGCAGCUCGUUUCAACAAGCCAGACAAUGAGAUUGUCGAUCAUUAUACAUAUGUUAUUGUUGGUGAUGGUUGCCAAAUGGAGGGCAUUUCCAAUGAAGUUAGUUCUCUUGCUGGGCACUGGGGUCUUGGAAAACUUAUUGCUUUCUAUGACGAUAACCACAUAUCUAUUGAUGGGGACACUGAGAUUGCAUUUACUGAAGACGUAAGUGCCCGGUUUGAGGCUCUUGGUUGGCACACUAUUUGGGUGAAGAAUGGAAACACUGGAUAUGAUGACAUUCGAGCUGCAAUCAAGGAAGCAAAGGCUGUCAAGGAUAAGCCCACAUUGAUCAAGGUUACAACAACCAUUGGCUAUGGCUCACCAAACAAGGCAAACUCAUACAGUGUACAUGGAAGUGCUUUAGGUGCAAAAGAAGUUGAUGCAACCAGGCAGAACCUUGGCUGGCCCUAUGAGCCUUUCCAUGUGCCUGAAGAUGUCAAAAGCCACUGGAGUCGCCAUGUCCCAGAAGGUGCUUCUCUUGAAGCAGAAUGGAAUGCCAAGUUCGCAGAAUAUGAGAAGAAGUACAAAGAGGAUGCAUCAGAACUAAAAACCAUCAUCUCUGGAGAACUUCCUUCAGGAUGGGAGAAAGCACUCCCGAGUUACACACCUAAGAGCAGUGCCGACGCUACUCGGAAUCUCUCGCAGCAAUGCCUUAAUGCUCUUGCUACAGUCCUCCCUGGUUUCCUUGGAGGUAGUGCUGAUCUUGCAUCCUCCAACAUGACUCUGUUGAAAAGUUAUGGAGACUUCCAAAAAGCCACUCCUGAAGAAAGAAAUCUACGUUUUGGUGUUAGAGAACAUGGAAUGGGUGCCAUUAGCAAUGGCAUUGCUCUCCACAGUCCUGGCCUCAUUCCCUACUGUGCAACUUUCUUUGUCUUCACUGACUACAUGAGGGCUGCAAUAAGAAUAUCAGCCUUAUCUGAAGCAGGAGUCAUAUAUGUCAUGACUCAUGAUUCCAUUGGUCUCGGUGAAGAUGGUCCAACGCAUCAGCCCAUUGAGCAUUUAAUGAGUUUCCGAGCGAUGCCCAACAUUUUAAUGCUCAGGCCUGCUGAUGGGAAUGAGACUGCUGGUGCUUACAAGAUUGCAGUCCUUAACAAGAAGAGGCCAUCAAUCCUUGCCCUCUCCAGGCAGAAGCUUCCUCAGCUUCCAGGGACUUCCAUCGAAGGAGUUGAGAAGGGAGGGUACAUAGUCUCUGACAAUUCUUCUGGCAACAAGCCAGACCUCAUUCUUAUGGGCACUGGCUCUGAGUUGGAAAUCGCCGUCAAAGCUGCCGAUGAGCUGAGGAAGGAGGGAAAGACGGUUCGAGUCGUGUCUCUUGUUUCUUGGGAGUUGUUUGAUGAGCAAUCCGAUGAGUACAAGGAGAGUGUCUUCCCUGAAGAUGUCACUGCCAGGAUUAGUAUUGAGGCUGGAGCAACGUUCGGCUGGGAAAAAUUCAUUGGUAGCAAGGGAAAGGCAAUUGGCAUCAACCGGUUCGGUGCUAGUGCUCCUGCUGGCAAAAUCUACAAGGAGUUUGGUUUGACACCUGAGAAUGUCGUUGCAGAAGCUAAGAGUUUAUGAGUUUCUAUAGUUUGAAGCCCCAUCAAGAAGAGUUGAGGACAGUUCGGUUUGACAUGAAUUCAAAUCUGUCUUCUGGCUAUAAAGUUUCAUAAUUUUGCUUGCACUUUUUCCUGGUCUAUGUGUCAUUGAAUCUGAUUGUUGGAUCAAACUGAACUUUCUAUCAAUCCACUUGUUUUCUUAAUGCUAUACAUGAGGAACUUUCUAUCAUUUUCUUCUUCCUUCCACCGUCAAAUCCUGUGUUAUUUAAUGCAAAAUUUGUGAAUCUUCCUUCUGUAAAUUGCAAACAUUGAUCAUUGUAACAAUAAAUAAGACAUGAAGAAUUUGAAUUUUUGCCUGCUAAA
This is a messenger RNA of Dendrobium catenatum, 2684 nucleotides long. RefSeq names its product transketolase, chloroplastic. The transcript has 7 exons. The coding region runs from base 109 to 2343 and encodes 744 amino acids. NCBI's taxonomy places the organism in Eukaryota, Viridiplantae, Streptophyta, Magnoliopsida, Asparagales, Orchidaceae. Gene Ontology annotation, molecular function: transketolase activity. The record is from RefSeq and is a predicted model, not a curated record. Gene Ontology annotation, cellular component: cytosol. Gene Ontology annotation, biological process: pentose-phosphate shunt.